UGAUUAUGAACAAACACUGUUGAAUUAUCAAAUAUCAAGAGAUGACGAGAUUCAUCGUGGUUCGUUCAAGCUCAUAUCACAAACAAUUAUUCCCUUUAGCACUUAUGUGAGUUAUCAAAACCCCACAAAUAGCAUACUCGACUUUUGGUACCUUGCAAACGAAGUUGUUUAUUAUAAUUAUAACCUUCAGUCUACCAUUCUUUUUAAAAGAAAUAUAGACACUUUUAUAUGUAAAAACAUCUUAAAAUGAUUUUAUUUUACAUGGCUUAUUAUUUGUUUCAGAUUAUAUGGACUGACGUGCACAUUCUCUAGUAUAAGAAAACUACUUGAAAACUGCUACGUAAUUCUUGGGAAUUUGCGUUUACAUGCUCGUUAUUGAGUGUAAAAAGAAAUUAAAAAUGUCCCAUUAAGAAACGCAUGCACACGAGCGUAUAUUUGAUCCACGCAAGCACAGAUACUCUAAAUAUGACAAAAUAAACAUGAAAGAAAAGUCAAAGCACGAACAGCUUACUUACUGGGUUGACCUCUGUGGGCGGACUCACUGAUUUAUUUACACCGUUUUGACCUGUCGUAAGCCAAGCCUACGAAAAAUUCAUUGUUCAUUUAGCCUUUGAGCCUUUUGCGUAGCCCAUGCGGUUCAAUGCUGACCAAGGCACUUCAGUUUAUUUUUUAGCGGUGUCUGUGUGGUAAUGGUAAUUAACUACGCUCUGAACCUGAAGAACGUAAAGAUUACAUCUUCCUAGCUUGCACACCAUAUGUUCCGAGAUAAAAGAGAAAUCUGUCGAGGAGGAGAUAGUUCUAGUAACUCGGCGACUGCACACGACGCUGAACUAUGGCGUUCGUCAGGUUGGGGUGCUCCCUAAUUAUUCUGGCUUCUCUCGCUUCAUCUGUCCUUCUCCGCGACAAAAAUGAGACAGAAACUGGAACAGUGAUAUUGGUUUCGUUUGCAGGGUUAGGAUGGCAAUUUGUCGGUUCGGAUCUGACCCAUACGCCGAACUUCGACUUCAUCGUCCAAUCUGGCGUAAAGGCAAAAAAUAUGGUACCAGUUCACCCAACACGAACUGCGCCCAUACAUACGACCUUCCUGACCGGUUUGUAUCCUGAAUCUCACGGCAUUGUCGACAACAUGUUCUGGGAUCCUAUUUACGAAGAGCGCUUCAUCCAUUCCGAUGACUGUUCUAAUUUUGACCCAAAAUUCUACAACGAAUCAGAACCAAUUUGGCUGACAAUGCAGAAACAGGGAGAAAAAACAGCGUCGUACUUUUGGCCUGGGAGUUACAGCUAUAAGGAAAAGCCCACGUAUGCAACAAAGCCUGUUUGCUACGUGAAUUGUGAUCACUACAGCGGCAGAAAGCUCGAGAAUCUGCGAGAAUAUAUGAGGGUUCAUUGCACAUUUGAUUGGUCGGACCCGUUUAGUAACCGCGUAGAUAAGGUGCUCGAGUGGGUGAGUUCCAACGAACCUCCCAAACUCGCGCUGCUCUACAUCGACGAGCCCGACUGGAAGGGACACGCCUACGGACCCCACUCCCCACAGUACCGCCAGAUGAUUGAAAUGAUUGACAGAGAUGUGGUUGGGCGACUGCUUGAUGGCUUGUACACUGCCAAGCUGUUGAACAAGGUCAAUAUAAUACUCGUGUCUGAUCACUCUUUGAUCGAGACCUCGAAUAAGCGUCAGAUUUGUCUAAAUGAUUACAUCACAAGCAAUGAUUAUUACGAGAACAGGGGUACGACCGAGCAAUUAUGGCCCAAACCCGGACAAAUGGAGAAGGUACUUAACGCCUUGAGCACGGCAAAUAACUCCCAUUUAAAGAUUUACAAAAAGAGAGAUUUUCCUGACAACUGGCAUUGGAAGAACAACCGGCGCAUUCCUCCGCUGUACCUUGAUGUCGAAGAAGGCUGGCUCAUGCGCACUGACUAUGAUACCGCUGGCGAGGGAGAAUGGAUAGAAGGCUCACACGUCUGGUCACCUUCCCAGAAUUCUGCUGGAAUCUUCUACGCGCGUGGACCUUUUUUUAAGGCGAACUACUCGUCGCCACGAAGUCUCCGUGCAGUCGACUUAUACCCAUUACUAUGCCAUAUACUUGGAGUAAAGCCUCGCUCGCAUAACGGCUCCCUGUCCAUUAUGAUGGAAUUUUUAAAAAUGAAAUCACUUGAGGUUGAGACCAAUACUAGCACUGGAAGAAAUCCUCAAGCUUUAGAGAAAGGAACCGACAUCUCAUCCGGUAGCGUCGAUACAGCCGAGGGUAGCACUGUCACGCCACUAUCCCAUCAUGUUACCGGAAAGGCUGUCACGCCACUAUCCCAUCAUGGUACCGAAAAGGCUGUCACGCCACUAUCAUAUCAUGUUACCGGAAAGGCUGUCACGCCACUAUCCCAUCAUGGUACCGGAAAGGCUGUCACGCCGAAGGGUGGUUCAGGCCAAAGUACGAUGCCAAGUCGGGUAACAUUACCGACAGAUAACUAUGGGAAUGUCAUUAAGAUGAAAAACACUGGUGGCAAAGAGACAAGCUCUGGUAUCGGCGUCACGCAAUCACUAAAAGAUAAAGGAACAAUGCUUACUGACAGCUCCGGUGAUGUCAUCACCUCAACCCAAAAUCCAAAAUCUACAGCGCCAGCCGUACACCACAGCCCGGACCCUAAGCCCCCUGUCCUUCUUGACAAGUCUGGAAUAAUCCAGAAGUCACACAAUUCCACUGGUAACACAACACCGACGACUACUGUGACGGGUAGUGAUCCGCCGGAAGUCGGCGCUAAAGCUGGUAAUCAUGGCAACACCAAUGUCGCUACUCCCGUAACUUUGGUGAUACUACUUCUACCUUUCUGUUUGACUUGCUGAAGAGACUUUGCCUCAAAUCAGCGUGGUUGCAUUAUAGCAGAUAUAAGUUGCCAGUUUCAGACAUAUUUCCCCUUAAUAGUUAUAAAAAACGUUUUGGAUUGUAACGGGUGUAUAGCGAACUUUUCAGCCCUGGAACCCAGGGUAAUAUUAUUCACGUAAUAUCACAAGUAUUUCGUUUCUUAGACCAGAACAACUGUUCCUAUAUAGAUCGAAAUCAAAAUGAUCGGAUACUCAAUGGGUCUUUCAGAUGGGCCGUAGCAGGGGAGGGGCCGGUUGUAUAUAUUUCCCAUAAAUUCCUGAUGCAUUUUUCGUGUAUGAAUAUGACAGACUUUUUUACACAACUAUGUUUUUUUUCUGAAUUUUUGAGGUACGCACAUGCGUAUUUGCAUGAAUAAGCUUAAAAAAACAGCUCACCUACUGUCUAGGAGCUAAAUCAAGGAUCUCAAUAUAACUGAACCGCCAUUUGCAUUGCAAGUACAAUAUAAAAAAGCAAGUCAUAUUAGGAAA
Nematostella vectensis (starlet sea anemone) is the source of this 3343-nucleotide messenger RNA. RefSeq names its product ectonucleotide pyrophosphatase/phosphodiesterase family member 5. Bases 833 to 2836 code for a protein of 667 amino acids. The transcript has a single exon. NCBI's taxonomy places the organism in Eukaryota, Metazoa, Cnidaria, Anthozoa, Actiniaria, Edwardsiidae. The record is from RefSeq and is a predicted model, not a curated record.